UGGCGCCCGCCGUGCCUGUUCCUCGUGGGCGCGUGGACUGGCGCUGCGCUGGCUGACAGCGGCGGGGCAGGGCCAGGCUCCCUUCCUCCCGCGAGCUUCCUUCCCCGCCCCUUCCUUGCUCGAGGGGCGGGCGGCCCGAUCGGAAAACCCCCUAUGCAGCCGCCGGGCCAGAAUUGACGCUCCGCUGCCGGAGUCGCGGCUGCCUUUCGCCAUGAGCUGCCUGGAUGUGAUGUACCAAGUCUAUGGUCCUCCCCAGCCGUACUUCGCAGCCGCCUAUAGCCCUUACCACCAGAAACUAGCCUUUUACUCGAAGAUGCAGGAAGCCGCGGAGAGUGCCAGCACAAGCGGCAGCAGUGCCAGCAGCUCCUUCUCCAGCCACACUGCCCCUGCCAGCAUCAAAGAGGAAGAGUGCAGCCCGGAGAAAGAGCGCCCCCCGGAGGCCGAAGUCAUCAAUUCCAGAUGCGUCUUGUUCACCUAUUUCCAAGGGGACAUCAGUGCUGUGGUGGACGAGCACUUCAGCCGAGCCCUCAGCCAGCCCAGCAGCUACUCGCCCAGCAGCUCCAGCACAAAGGCUGCCAUGAGGAGCUCCAGCUCUUGGAGGGGAGAUGGAUGUGGGCCUAUGAUAAUCUAUCAAGACAGUGGAACACUGGCGUCUAAGAACUAUCCGGGAACCUACCCCAACUACACUACCUGUGAGAGGAGAAUUCAGGUGCCUCAGGGGAAACGUCUGAUCUUGAAAAUUGGAGACUUGGAUAUUGAAUCCCAACAAUGUGAAUCUAACUAUCUUAGCAUCCACAGUUCUACAACAGUGCAUGGACCCUACUGUGGGAAUGUGCCUGUCCCAGAAGAAAUCAUCUUAGAUUCUAAUGAAGCAACCAUUCACUUUGAGAGCAGGUCCCAUGUGUCUGGAAGAGGCUUCCUGUUGUCCUUUGCUAGUAGUGAUCAUCCAGAUCUAAUCACAUGUCUGGAGAGAGCAAACCACCACGUGGAGAAUGAAUUCAGCAGGUACUGUCCAGCUGGUUGCAGAGACAUAGCAGGUGAUAUUUCUGGGAAUAUAGUGGAAGGCUACAGAGAUACUUCCUUAUUGUGCAAAUCUGCCAUACACGCUGGAGUAAUUGCAGACGAACUGGGUGGUCAGAUUAGUGUGAUUAAACUGAAAGGAACAAGCCGGUAUCAAGGAAUCCUAGCCAAUGGCAUCCUUUCUCAGGAUGGCUCUCUGUCAGAUAAGCGGAUUAUUUUUAACUCAAAUGGUUGCAAUCAAUCACUGAACCUAGAAGGACGAAAUGCAUCCGAUGGUCAGAUCACGGCGUCAUCAUUCUGGGAUGAAACCAAUGACAUUGGGGAGGUGGUUCCAUGGUCUCCUGUUAGGGCGUGGCUCAAAGUCCAAGGGCCUUCCUGGGCAGCAAACCAGAGCAACUCUCGGCAGUGGCUAGAAAUUGACCUGGGAGAAAGGAGAAGAAUAACAGGAAUUAGAACCACAGGGUCCACAAUGCUCAAUUUUAACUAUUACGUUAAGACGUUUAUUGUCAACUAUAAAAAUAACAACUCAAAAUGGAGGACUUACAAAGGAAUCCUAAGCAAUCAAGAAAAGGUAUUCAAAGCCAACUCUAAUCAUGGAGAUAUAGUCCGGAAUAAUUUCAUUCCCCCCAUAGUAGCCCGCUACGUGAGAAUUAUUCCACAGAGCUGGAACAAAAGAAUAGCCCUGAAGGUGGAACUUAUUGGUUGUCGCAUAAACCAAGUUAACAGCUCCCUUACGCAUCCGCUCUGGCAGAGACCAAGUCAAAGCACAGGUGUCUCGGUUAGAAAAGAAGACAGAACCAUCACAGAGCCCAUACCCUCAGAAGAAGGCAGCUUAGGACUGAAUCUUACUACCAUAAUCGUUCCAGUAGUAGUGGUGCUUUUGCUGUUCCUGAUAUCUGGAAUUGGUAUCUAUGCUGUUGUACGAAAGAGAGGAAAGAAAGGAGGUGCUUAUGGCUCAUACGACACCGGGAAACCAGGUUUCUGGAAACAAAUCAAGCAACCCUUUGUCAGACAUCAGUCUACUGAAUUCACCAUCAGUUAUAAUAAUGAAAAGGAUACGCCACAAAAGCUAGAUCUCGUCACAAGAGAGAUGGCAGAUUAUCAACAGCCUCUCAUGAUAGGAACUGGGACAGUAACCCGAAAGGGAUCCACUUUCAGACCCAUGGACACAGAGAAUGAGAAAAAAGGUAGCGCCGAGACUGGGAACCAUUACCACUGCCCACAGAGAGCAAAUCGGCACGAUUAUGCACUGCCUUUGACCAACCACGAGCCUGAAUACGCCACUCCUAUUAUAGAGCGACACGUAGGAAGAGAAAACACUUUUCCUUCAGAGAGCUGCUAUAACAUUCCUACUGCUUCUGCUGCGCAUAAAUGUUCCCUUUCCACAGGCACUUUUGCUGCCUUGUGCCAGACUGAAACGGGGAGUGAAGAUUAUCAAACACCGCAAAGUCAGAAGGAUUAUGACAAGCCAAAAAUGAAAGCCUUGCCCACACUUGACUACAAUACUGGCUAUCAGAAGCCCCAAACCAGUUUAUUGACAGAUGAGGGCUAUUCGACACCCAGAUACUGCCUAAAACCGGUAAAUCAGACUGCAAUGACAGCUCUUCUGUAACCUUAAGGACCAGCGGAAACUCACUGCCAUAAUGUUUAAAGCACUGGAUUAGAUUUAGAGCAAAACAAAAUUUGCUCUUGGCUGAGGAGUGAAAGCUGUUCGUUGCUGCCUUUGCGGUAGAGUCUUCAGGCAGUCGAUUCUCUGCAGCUGCAAUAUUGGUGCUCCACUCUAACAUUGUGCAAUGUGUACAUACAUUUUUAAUUUAAUAAAAAUAACUUAAACUUUAA
Podarcis raffonei (Aeolian wall lizard) is the source of this 2859-nucleotide messenger RNA. RefSeq names its product transcription cofactor vestigial-like protein 2. NCBI's taxonomy places the organism in Eukaryota, Metazoa, Chordata, Lepidosauria, Squamata, Lacertidae. Bases 212 to 2632 code for a protein of 806 amino acids. Gene Ontology annotation, cellular component: nucleus. The record is from RefSeq and is a predicted model, not a curated record. The transcript is spliced from 16 exons. Gene Ontology annotation, biological process: regulation of transcription by RNA polymerase II.